Molecule: messenger RNA, 447 nt
Organism: Capsicum annuum
Lineage: Eukaryota; Viridiplantae; Streptophyta; Magnoliopsida; Solanales; Solanaceae
Product: glutaredoxin-C9-like
Exons: 1
Coding region: 1-447 (148 amino acids)
Source: RefSeq, a predicted model, not a curated record
AUGGUUGGAAUUAAAAAUUCUUCCAGGCGAACUACCUCCCCAUCGUCCCCCAUCACCUCGACCGGAAGCUCCACUAUGCAGCCACCGCGUACGGAACAAAGGAACAACAAUACAAGGAACACUCUGGCGGAGUUAAUAGAAAAAAAUGCAGUGAUUAUUGUAGCCAGGUUCCAGUGCUACAUGUGCUUUAUGUUGCAAACAUUAAUGGAAAGUUUGGGCGCCGCUAAUUACACCGUGAUACAAGGGGAGGAGGUGGAGGAAGCUCACAUGUUGGAGGAGCUCUCAAACCUUGAGGAGGGCAGCAGCAGUAAUAGCAAUGGUGGAGGACCACGGAGUUUGCCUGCGGUAUACAUAGGAGGGAAGUUUGUGGGAGGCGUUGAUGAAGUUUUAAUGGCUCAUGCUAAGUGUGAAUUAGUUCCUAUGCUUAAGGCAGCUGGAGCCAUAUGA